CCCGAAAGCCACAGCGAAAGUGGAAGCAAGCACUUCCUCCCAAAGAGAAGCCCGAAUUCCCCAUCACGCCAAAGCAUCAUCACCUCGCCCGGGAGGAGGCAGCAAACCCACCGAACGACGCCGCCCCGAGAACCCCCCAAUUGGCAACCGACCUCGUCCGACGUCCCCCUCCGAGCGUUCACCUUUUCCCCCUGGUGUCGGGCAGCCGAGCAGCCACCACCAACCAACCAACCCACCUCGGAAAAUGGCUCCGCCACCCGCGCGAAUGGGCGCCGCCGCCGCUGCCCUGGCCUCACGCCAGGCCACCCUCCUCAGAGCCGCGGGCGGCAGGAGAACACCGCCGGCUCAGGCCAUGCUGCAGCAGCUGCAACGGCUCCAGGCCAGGGGCUACGCGACGCCCGCGGGCCCGCCGCCCAAGGGCUUCCGGCUGCCGCCCCCGGUCGAGUGGGACCAGGAGAAGACCGGAACCAUGGACCAGGUGGGCAAGUACUUUCUGCUCACCGAGAUGUUCCGCGGCAUGUACGUGCUGCUCGAGCAGUUCUUCCGCCCACCCUACACCAUCUACUACCCGUUCGAGAAGGGCCCCAUCUCGCCCCGCUUCCGCGGCGAGCACGCGCUGCGCCGUUACCCGUCCGGGGAGGAGCGCUGCAUCGCCUGCAAGCUGUGCGAGGCCAUCUGCCCGGCCCAGGCCAUCACUAUCGAGGCCGAGGAGCGCAUGGACGGGUCCCGCCGCACGACGCGCUACGACAUCGACAUGACAAAGUGCAUCUACUGCGGCUUCUGCCAGGAGUCGUGCCCCGUCGACGCCAUCGUCGAGUCGCCCAACGCCGAGUACGCCACCGAGACCCGCGAGGAGCUGCUGUACAACAAGGAGAAACUGCUGGCGAAUGGUGACAAGUGGGAGCCCGAGCUUGCGGCGGCCAUCAGGGCGGAUGCUCCCUACAGAUAACAUGGGUCGUAGCGAUUCUAGUAGGAGGGCCUCGUCGGCUUUCACCGUGUCUCCAAAAUAUGGGGGUUGAGAGGAAGAGGCUGAAAAGUUUCCCUAGGUGGUGUAAAUACUAGCCGGGAAUUUUGCUUUGUCCGCCGCAUCCCCGCGAUAACUUUUCUCUCCAAUAAUAGAGGAGAGGGAGGCUGGCCCUGGUUCAAUGCUAUCCAGGCUAAACCCCAGCCUGCGCUCGAGCUUGAACAUGUGCGGUUCCUCUAUCGUCUUGAUUAUUUUCUAUCCAUCUCCCGAGCUUUUUAAAAGUAUUUCAACGAAGGAAUUAUAACGCAAAACACAGCGCUUGGGUAGAUGCAAAAACGCCCACAACGCUCCGCGAAUGGUGGUACGCCGAUCAAUGCCGAAAAUCCAGGUUCCAAAUCACACCGAGAUGCAGAGAUGCCAUCCCUGCGAGGCAUACAAGAAGCAAAGCCAAACGACAAAUGUCGGAAAAUUCCUCCACAGCCUCAGAAGCUCCUUUCCCAAGCCCCCCACCAGACGCCCAUGUUGGCCGCAACCACCAGGUCCAGCAUCUUGAGGCCCUCCUCGUAGAUGAUGAGCUUGCCCAGCUUUGCGCGCUUGCCCCUGUUGCCGCCGCCGGCGCGCUCGCGGCCGAGGCCCAUCUCGGUCUCGAACGGGUCUGGGAAGUCGUGGGCGGUGGGGCUGUGGUCGAGGCUGCGGCUGCCGCGGUGGUGGCCGUGCGCCGCCAGGGUGCGCUGGGCGUCGAGCCGCAGGCGGUCCAGCUUGCCGUGGAUCUCGAGCCCCUUGUCGCGGAACAG
This is a messenger RNA of Gaeumannomyces tritici R3-111a-1, 1758 nucleotides long. RefSeq lists its product as hypothetical. The transcript has 2 exons. Lineage: Eukaryota; Fungi; Ascomycota; Sordariomycetes; Magnaporthales; Magnaporthaceae. Gene Ontology annotation, cellular component: membrane. The coding region runs from base 245 to 949 and encodes 234 amino acids. Gene Ontology annotation, molecular function: NADH dehydrogenase activity; 4 iron, 4 sulfur cluster binding. Gene Ontology annotation, biological process: mitochondrial respiratory chain complex I assembly; mitochondrial electron transport, NADH to ubiquinone. The record is from RefSeq and is a predicted model, not a curated record.